This is a messenger RNA of Lotus japonicus, 897 nucleotides long. Its product is annotated as ethylene-responsive transcription factor ERF024. Gene Ontology annotation, molecular function: DNA-binding transcription factor activity; DNA binding. Gene Ontology annotation, biological process: regulation of DNA-templated transcription. Bases 52 to 648 code for a protein of 198 amino acids. Lineage: Eukaryota; Viridiplantae; Streptophyta; Magnoliopsida; Fabales; Fabaceae. The record is from RefSeq and is a predicted model, not a curated record. The transcript has a single exon.
CUGUAAUAACCACCAUCCAAUUUCUUCACUCAAAACAACAACAACAUCACCAUGCCUUCCAACAAUGGUUGUGCAUCAAGCAGUGGCAGCAGCAGCAAAGGCGGCGGCCUAAAGUACCGCGGAGUGAGGCGCCGCAGCAGUGGAAAAUGGGUAUCUGAAAUCAGAGAACCAAAGAAACCAAACAGAAUCUGGUUAGGGACAUUUCCCACACCAGAAAUGGCAGCUAUUGCCUAUGAUGUUGCUGCCCUUGCUCUGAAGGGUAAGGAUGCUGAACUCAACUUCCCUAACUCGGUUUCUUCUCUGCCUGUCCCUGCUUCUUCUUCCGCGCGUGAUAUUCAGAUGGCGGCGGCUGGUGCUGCGGCUGCACUUGGAGCAGCCAAGGAUGCACUCAAGGGCAGUGAGGGGAAUAACAAUGUCUCUGUGGAACAACAAGAGGUUGUUUCUGUGGGGAACAACAACAAUGACAAUUAUGAGUUUGUGGAUGAGGACUUGAUCUUUGAUAUGCCAAAUGUUUUGGUUAACAUGGCUGAAGGAAUGCUGCUAAGCCCUCCUCGUUUUGACUUUGCUAGUGCUGAUGACUAUGCUUCCUCAGAAAAUUACAUGGGGAGUGAAGAUCCAAACCUCUGGAGUUAUCCCUAUUUUCCAUAAGAUAAUUAAUGUUAAAUAAGGUAUAUAUAGAAUGCAUGAAUCUUAAAAUAAUAAUGCUAAUAUAUAACAAUAAUGAUAAGAAGAAGAAUAAGGUAAAGUGUAAGAAAUUAUGGGAGAACUCUCACAUCAAGGGUUUGCUUAGACAUGAGGAAAUGUAAGGUAAUGUAUGUAUGGAGGUGUGUCUUUCUUUCUUUUUUUGGUUCUUUAAUUCCCUUAUGUACAUUAUAACCUUCUAUGUUAAGGCUUAGA